Corticium candelabrum is the source of this 2678-nucleotide messenger RNA. RefSeq lists its product as uncharacterized. NCBI's taxonomy places the organism in Eukaryota, Metazoa, Porifera, Homoscleromorpha, Homosclerophorida, Plakinidae. Gene Ontology annotation, molecular function: ADP binding; protein binding. The coding region runs from base 94 to 2625 and encodes 843 amino acids. Gene Ontology annotation, biological process: regulation of apoptotic process. The record is from RefSeq and is a predicted model, not a curated record. The transcript has 10 exons.
UUGAGAGACAGCGGUUGUCUCUUGAUACCGUUUGUAGUGAAUGAGCAUGCGCAGAGUGGCUAUAUCAGACAUAUGUGACGCGUUUCGAACAAGAUGCAGGACUGGGCUAGCGCGGGCUGGCUCUGCAAGCAUUGCCGUUCCACGCCAACACAGCACCGGGGUAGACUGAUGGUAGAAAUUGGCAGACUUUUGCAAUACUGUUUGUCAAAAACGACUAUUCAAAGCAAAGAGUUUGGCGAGGAAGUACACGCAGAAUGGUCGUCUGUUGGUACCAGUCAGCUGACGGAAGAGAAGGCAACAUCAGAAAACAGUCAGAGUAAUGGAGGAACAGCCAGAAGUCCUCAAAAGUACAAAUCACUCGACUAUUUAUGGAAGAAAUGGAUUCGUCCUCUAUUUUCUGAUUUGGUGCAAAUUCUCCCCGUGGAACCUAUUCUGGAUAAGCUACUGAGUGCAAAUCAGGUGACACUAGAAGAAUUUGAUAAACUGAAGCAAAUGAGUGGAGACGUUGAACAAGCUCGCUAUUUAUUGACCAACAUCUUACGUUAUCAAGGCGACGAAGCUUUUCACAAGUUUUGUGAUACUUUGUCGGAAGUUGGUGGUUACGAUCAAAUAUUACAUCUUAUACAACCGGAUAAACAUCCAGAUCCCCUCAAGAGAGACAACAAAGAAAUAAUUGCACAAUUACGACAUGAGGCAAUAUCUCGUCGGCUAGUUUCACCCGGAAAAUCUCCACAAGACAAGGGAAAGCAAAAGCGGAAAGAAGUUUUUCCAAUGGAACUGGAAAAAAGAAAUUUCCCUCGUGCGUGUGGUCGAGACGCAAUUAUUACUGACCUAUCGCGUUACUUUUGGAAAGAAGAUCAUGAAAAUACAGAGAAUGUCGAAAUUAGUGAUUUCCGUUUGAUGUGCAUUUGUGCUCAAGGUGGGGCGGGAAAGUCAUGUGUCGCAGCCAACUAUGCAAGGCUUUACAGAAAGGAAUACGAAGGAGGAGUUUUCUUCAUCACCUCAAGAACAAGCGCAUCUAUACGACAUUCAAUGCAAAAAUAUAUCGUUCGCUUAAGUUGUGAGAAAGAUGAUGUUGUAAGUCAACCACUGGAAGGAAUGAAUGCGCGCUUUUUAGAUCUCGUCAGUCAACGUGGAGGCAAUGCUUUGUUGAUCUACGACAGCAGUGAUGAUUUGGACGUCGUCCAAUCUCUCGUCCCUUCUUGCAACAUGAAAGUUCACGUUAUCAUUACGACGAGAUGCAGAGAUCACGAGCUGAUGCGAGAAGGCAGUGUGAUUCAAUUGCCAGAGUUGGAUGAAGACGGAGCCGUCGAGUGUUUCUGCAGUUGGGCUGAAAAAUGCAACGAUGACGGGAAGAUGUCAGAAUUAGAAUUGGAUGAGAUCAGACGGAUAGUGAGCGAUGGUCAAGUGAAGCUAUUGCCGCUGGCCAUUCGACGUGUUGCAACAUUGACGAAGAAAACAGGAUUUACUUACAAGGAGAUGAGAGAAAAACUGUCAUCGAAGAAAGAGGACGUACGUUAUCCAUCCGAUGAUUUACAGGACGUAUUACGUGGUCAUGGACUGCAGCAUCUACAGCACAAACUAAAGAGUUUGGACAUCACACGGAUCGACCAAAUUUUAGCUGCCGACGUCGCCUCACUGGCCAUAUCGUGCGAUAUUAGUACGAGUGAUAAAGAGAAGCUGAAGAAUAUGCAGGAAAGACUAAAAGUCGACAGGACAGCGCCGAUGCAUUGGGAUCUCGAUCUAGAGGAAGCGGCGAAGAGAUCCGAAGAUGCAGAGAAAAUUCUCGGUUUUGCUUCUCUGAUGGACACGAGCGCCAUUCCUACUGAUGUCCUUCGUGCAGCUGUGAUGCGGGACGGAGAGUCGAGGAUCGGAGAGAACGAGUUUGAAGUCUCUCUGCAUAUGCUGUCAGACGACUUUUCACUGCUCUCAUUGAAUGACGAGGAACAGACGUGCGACAUUCAUGCCCUCGUUCAGCAAUCUGUCGUAAGCCACAUGAAGAGAAGAGACAAAUUGCUACCUUAUCUCAUUCGUUUGACAAAGUGUAUGCAAGACAUGUUACCAAAGUCUUAUGUGGCCGUAAAACGCAACCUCAACAAUAGCAAGUUGAUUGCAUUAGCUCCACACGUUUACAUCGUUUGUCAUCACAUCUUGAAAUUGAAAUGUAUACAGCAAGAAUGUUUAGAGCUUUUGAAGUUUUCUUGUUGGUUGGCAUACAAUUUGCACGACAUUCCUACAACCAAGCAUUUAGCAGAAGAGAUAUUGAAAAUUCGUCUUCGACUCGGCACUCGCAAUAUUGAUGAUGCCUACGAAAUGAGCUGGAGUCUGAUGGAUGUUGGUAAUGCGUACAAACUAAUGAUUAGACCUGAAAUGGGGAAGCCAUACUUUGAAGAAGCUGUACAAGUGUUGCAAGCAUUUGGUGACGACAGUUCUCUUUCAAUGUUAUACGCUACUGCUUUAGGCCGUUUAGCAGGAUGCUACUUGGACAUGAAAAACUUUAAAGAUGCAGAACGACUGUUUAGAAGAGAGAUUAACUGGAUAAGAGAACGCGGACUGGAGGAUGCAAGGAUGUCUGCUGGUAUGCGUUCGGCUCGUCUGCUCUAUUUCUAUUUUUUACUAAUUUAAUGUUAACACAUAAUAAUUUGUUGCAUUCUUAAAUAAUAAAUUAAAAUGUUGUU